Ostrinia furnacalis (Asian corn borer) is the source of this 1573-nucleotide messenger RNA. Its product is annotated as nucleoporin AMO1. The transcript is spliced from 2 exons. The coding region runs from base 100 to 1293 and encodes 397 amino acids. Gene Ontology annotation, molecular function: metal ion binding. The record is from RefSeq and is a predicted model, not a curated record. NCBI's taxonomy places the organism in Eukaryota, Metazoa, Arthropoda, Insecta, Lepidoptera, Crambidae.
CAUAACAAAACAGCUUUUUGCAGUUUUAAUCUAAGAGUUUUUCCAUUUCUAUUCCAGUGUGUUUUCCCCUGCAGAAAAUAAGUAUCUCAUGUAAACAGAAUGGUUGUUUGUAAAUUUUUUCAACAAGGCAACUGUCGUUAUGGGCAGAGCUGUAGAUUCGACCAUAUUUACGGUUCUAAAUAUUCUUAUCAUGGUAAGCGUCAGAUCUCAGUACCUAGCGAAUUGCUACAUAUAUAUUUAUUUUUGUGGUUUCUAAAAUUCAAAUUUGCAGCCCAACCAGUCAGCCAGCCCGUGCAACCCGGCGUGACAGAUGAACUUUUAAUCAACCAAGUAGAAACCGAUGUCAAAUCCGUUCUGAACGGGGGUCAAUGGAUCCUAUCAUGCUACUCUCCAUUCAAGGAGAAACCCAACUUCCCAGGAAUCCCAGAUCUCUCGCCGGAGGAAGCUAGACUGUUUAUUUAUGAGGCCAAAGCUAACAAUAAUUUGGACCAGGCUGUAUCAUACAUGAAUAACCAGUUUGUAGAAUCACGACGCAAAUAUGAACAGUUAGUGCUUCCAAAUCAAGCAAUAGUAAAAGUACUAAGAAGUCUGUACAGGGGAGAAACUGUGGCUUCUCCAUUUGCAGGUGGCCAAAGCAGUGGAUUCGAAACAAACUCUGCAGCAACAUCUAUAUUUCGAAGUGCUGUGCAGGGUACCUCUGUGUUUGGGCAAAACACAAACUCCAGUCCCUCAAUAUUUUCCCAGAAUUCUGUUAACCAAUCAGUUUUCGGACAAACUUCACCAAACACAAAACCAUCAGUGUUUGGUCAAAACACAAACACAGGGUUUGGUCAGAAUUCUGCAUUUGACCAGAAACCUAAUGUUUUUGGAUCACCAACUGCAGAGAGUGCGAAGUCAAUUUUUGCACAAGCAAGCCAGAAUGUUUUUGGCCCAAGUUCACCCAGUAAUGUGUUCGCGCCUUCAAAUGCUGAUCCAGCGAAAUCUAUUUUUGCUCAAGCCAGCCAGUCUGCGUUCAACAUGAAUCAAGCUCAACCCUCUACUAAUGCUGCGAGUAUAUUUAGUGCAGCCUCUCAAUCUGCAUUUGGCAAGUCAAGUGAUCCAUUCAACAGUCAACAGCAACCGGCUUCAUUUGGCAAACCAGCACAGAAUGUGUUUCAAGUCCAGACAGAUGAGAGCAGUGUAUACAGUGAUAUUGAUAUUUUAUCGCCAGAAGACAUUGAAGCAUUCAAAGCUGAUGAUUUCAAAUUAGGUUUUAUCCCAGAAAUGCCUCCACCUCGUUCACUCUGUUUUUAAUUAUUGCUCUAGAUGAUUUUAAUUAUGUAUACUUUUUUAUUUUUUAUUAUGUAUACCUAUUUAGUUUUAAACUGUUAACACUUCAGUCACAGUAUGUCUUCAGUGCCAAAUUAUUGUAAAGGUGGCUAGAGUUCAACUUGACUUGAUAUUAAAAAUAAUUAAUAGUCAUGUAAUAUUUAUUGUAAAAUGUUUUGUUAAUUAGAUAUUACAAUGCACAAACCAUUUCUUUUAUUAUCAUAGUCUUUCACAUUCCCACUUGAAAUUGUCCAUCUUAUAAAAU